AAAGGAACGCUGGUGUAAACAACUUUAAAACAAAACAAAAAGACAUCAAAAUCUUCCUCAUUACUACUGUUCAAAAGGAAAUUUCAACAAGAGCGUUAGUCAUGGAUUAUUCACUUAGUUUAAUGAGCUAUAUUUUAAUAAUUCACAUGAAAGAAAUAGCAUCAAACUCUACAUUUGAGACCCCAACAACAAGGGAACGGACAAUAGAUAUCACAACUGUGCCUGCUACAAUGACUAACUCAACGACUUACUCAACUGAUAAUUCAAUGGCUUAUUCAACUACAAAUUUAACAACUUAUUUGACGUCUUCUUCAACGGAAUAUCCAAAUGCAACAACACCUGAAGAUCCUGAUUACACUAUAGUAUAUAUUGCAAUGCCAGCAUCAAUCUUAGCCGUGGUAGAACUAGUGAUUUUAAUAUUUCUAAUAAUCAGAUGUUAUCGGGCAAUUGGUGCAAACAACGACCAUGUUAAACUGCAGGAGCAUGAUAAUGACGACGGUUUAGAAAACCAAUUAUUUGCAGUUGUUAACAGAACCUACACUGGUUUUGUUCCUAGAGAGCAGAGUACCACCAACGAUAAAUCACUCAGACCAACAUCACAAAAAAGAAGAAGUAAUGAGAAUGCCACAACUGAAACUAAGAUACUUCAACGACGAGAUCCAGGUUAUAUAGAUAUUGACAUAAAGAUCGAUAUGUCAACAGACGAAGAUGAGGUUUCUCAACGCACAAAAAGUAAUGAAAGGGAAUUCGUUAAUAAAGCGUAUUCGGAUGUUGAAGGAAAAUCGCACUUUUUGCCUUCGGCUGACCGCUCUACGUGCAGUGAUAUUCAGCAUACGUAUGACAAAAGCGCAUACAACAAAGACACAAAGCACGGCAACGCUAUACAAGUAAUAAAGAACAACACUGAUACUGAUGGUGAUGGUGAUACAGAAUAUGACCAUGCAGUUAACAGAAAUAGGAGAAGUUAUCAAACGUUUGAAAGCAAUAGAACGUAUUCCCGGUUAGGUAGCGUUGUGCCAAGACAGAAUCCGUUUUUACGACUCAUGGAAGAAGCAACCAGUAUUACUGAUAAACAGUACGAAGAUAUUAGAGUACCGGAAACUCAAAAAGCUCCGGUAGAGACUUCGAAUGAAAUUAAAGUAGAAACUGCAAGCAGAGAUCUAAAGUUAGCAGAAAACCAGAGUCCCACGAAAGAUGUAAACCGAAGUCGACAAUAUAACUACAGCAAAGUAAACACAAUAAGAAAAAGUGAGAAUGACUUACCAAAACCAAGCAAAGAACACGCUGGCAAGAGUAAAGAAGAAACAGAUACCAAAACAAUAAGCUUAAAUUCGGGGGAGCGUUGUGAGCACAAGUCUCAAAAUAGUGAAAAUUUGGAUUGCAGGAGUGGCUCCAAACACAGCAAUGUAAAGAAAGGAAGUAAAUGUACAAGCAAAGAACUUAUUGACAAAGCAGCCAAAAUGGCCGUACAAAAAGAGGUUGAAAAUACGCCGGACAGAAGUAAACCGGAUAGAAAAUAUGAAUAUUCACAAGUAAUAAAGAAAACAGGAAAUACAGAGAAUGUUGCUACGGUGGACAAACAAGAAUCUGGUCAUAAUCCCAAAAAUAAAAUGUCUUUUAUUGUCUCUGAAGACGACGGCUUUGACGGUCUAAAAAAGAACAAAAAACACGAGUAUAUUAAUAUCAAGAAACAAGACGCUACUUAAAGUUUUGCAACCGUACUGGUUGUACUCCUGUAUUAAAUCAUUUGUACCACAAACUUAUCAGUUUUUGAGAAAAUGACAGAAUUACUGAG
This is a messenger RNA of Mercenaria mercenaria, 1795 nucleotides long. RefSeq lists its product as uncharacterized. The record is from RefSeq and is a predicted model, not a curated record. Lineage: Eukaryota; Metazoa; Mollusca; Bivalvia; Venerida; Veneridae. The coding region runs from base 102 to 1706 and encodes 534 amino acids. The transcript has 4 exons.